AUGCCUGAUGCCGUAGUUUUGGAUUGCGGUUGCAGUUUCAUGCUAUUCUUGACAUUGUGUGAAAUUUCUGUUGACGGGACUGUAAUUGUAGUUACGAUGCAGUUGUGGAUUGCAUGGAGUGAAGAGCUUGGAAUUCUAAAGACUCUUGGCUUAAAGAAAGUGCUUGAACAUGAAAAGCCUGUUAUUGGUUGGUUCGUUUUUCCCGGAGGAGUGCCAUUCCCUACCUUCUUCCAAAAUUCUCUACUUUUAAUGGCUUUCUUGUCUCUGUUGCAUUACGUUAGGCUUUGGUCUUUGUUUGGUGAAAAAGAGCAACACUAUAGGGAUGUAGGGAAACUGAAUGGAAAGAUACUUGGCUUCCCUAGGAUAUUGCUUCUUAUGCUUUUUGCUUUUGAACUUCCAAAUCCCAUAGAAGAUAAACUGCAGGAUUUUUCUUGUUGCAGCUAUGAGCAGCAAGAAAUAGGGAACAUAAACACAGUUUCAAACCCACCACCUUCUCUUCUUUGCUUCAAACUGAGAAGGCCUUUGUUCCUCCAAAUUUUCCUUAGCAAAAGAUAUGAGUUUCUUGUUUUUCAGAGGGUUCGUUGUCUUGGUCUGUGUUGGGAUUUUAGCUUCUCAACCAUGCAUGGUUUCUGGCCUCAGAAGCAAAGAUCUUGCUCUGAGAUGGGAUCCACUUGGUCAAAUAGCUCGUGUCCUAAAGACUGUUGCAAUGGAGGACUUGCAAUCCCAGUUGGAGUUGGCACCUGCACCUUCCAUGACAUUUGA
This is a messenger RNA of Sphenostylis stenocarpa, 762 nucleotides long. NCBI's taxonomy places the organism in Eukaryota, Viridiplantae, Streptophyta, Magnoliopsida, Fabales, Fabaceae. The record is from the annotation of a GenBank genome assembly.